AUGGCAAACCGGCAGCAGCGCCCGGGCGGCCUCGACCUCCGCUCCCAGUCGUUUGACCCUUCCUCCACCUCCACCUCCAACAACGCCGGCUUGUACGCAAACACCAACAACAGCAGCUCUGGCUUCGGCAACAUCGCCAGCGCCAGCGCCAGCAUGAGCAAUCUGUCGCUCAUAUCUGACCUACCCAGCCCACGCACUGGCGAAGCGCCCCCCGCUCUCUCUCCCCUCGACGCCCUCGCCCUCCAGGGCAGACUGCUCGCAAAGCGCUUCGAGCAGCAGGACAAGACUGGCCGUCGCCUCAGCCGAUUGGCCCCUCUCACCAUCCAGAACGAGUUUGGCAACCGCCCUGGAUACUUUUCCUCUCUCUCAAACUCGACCGUCAACUCGCCCAACGAAGAUGCAGGUCCAUUCAAGUCCCCACGCCCCGAGCCGUCUCCGCGCCAGGAAGUCAUGGAGAGGCACAAGUCCUGCUAUCCUCAGUUCGGCAGCGAUGAGUUAGAGCCCCAGUAUGCUGUCGGCCCUCUGCAAAGCCCCAUGGCCACUAUUGCAGAGGCCAGUCCUGCCACUCCGCCCCGCGGCUACUUUGAUCUGCCCAGGUCUCACUCGCCCGAAUCUGUCGAGCCUCAGUUUGGACUCCGCGAAGCCACGCCCGUCACUCCCAAUGUCCCGGCUCCAACCUCGCAAAUGUUCCUGAGCCCGCAAAGGAAGCCAUCCGGUGACUCGCAGCACCAGUCGCCGCACAACCGGUCCAACCUGCACCCACCCCGAUCGUCCAGCUCCUUGCGCUCCAAUCGCUCUCCACACCUGUCACCCAGCGUCAGGUCUGUACAUGGCGACUGCUACGGUGAGAUUGAAGACAUGUCGUUGAGCGGAUCAUACGACUCUCUGCACCAGAACCGUAACCUGUCUCCCAGCUCCAGCGUGUCUAGAGCCCAUUCCCCCGUCGCUCCUGCUGCGACACACAACAUGUCUCGAUCACCAUCGGCAGCAUCUGAUUAUUCUGUCGGCAGCGCAAACCUUCCACGUCCAGCCUACAACUUCUCAAGGCCCAUGAGUCGUGGAGGCUCACGUCCAUCGCUGGAUGUCAGGUCCACCGACGGACCGUCGCGCCAGGCGUCGGACGACAGUGCGUGCAUGAGACCCUCUUUUGACAAUCAACUCCAACAACAAGAUUCGAACGAUGCGCCCCUUGCGAACUACGGUAACGAGACCGUCCACACACCCGUGAGCAUGGCUAGCGAGGACUUCCGACGAUCGGGCGAUUUCACUAACAACCCGGCACCAUCGUACACUUAUACCAAGUUCAACCUUCCUCGCGGCAGGCCUGUCGAUCGUCGGUCUGUCGGCGUUGAGGACUUCCUCAACAGCCAGAUUAAGUGGGAUCAGCCCAAAAAAGCUAACCAGGCUCAGGCCCGGCCACCCUCACCCGAGUCGCCGCCGCGUUCAUUUAACCACGGCGCACCCUCUCUUACAUCUAGCAACAGCACAAUCCGCCCUCGAACUGCCGGCUCUACUAGCGACUUGACUCCCCAACAACAUUGCGACAUGGGUAUCGAACUCCAUGAAGCAGGCGAGCUCCUGAAAUCCACCUACCAUCUCCGUCUUGCAGCCCGCGCUGGUCUUCCCGAAGCCAUGUUCUGGUAUGGCCUGGCCUGCCGACAUGGCUGGGGCAUGCGUGAGAACAAGGCCGAAGCACUGCAGUGGCUGCGACGCGCCGUCGACUCUGGACAUCUGGAAAUCGCCGACGACGAAGAUCAAACCAAGAACGGCCAGCCCACCGAUCAGUUAAAGAAGAAGAAGCACCGCGCCCAAUAUGCAGUAGCCAUCUACGAGCUUGGAAAAUGCUACGGUAACGGCUGGGGAUGUGCCCAGGAUAAGUCGCUUGCUCUUCGCUGCUACGAGAUUGCCGGAAACUGGGGCGAUGCAGAUGCUCUCGUCGAAGCCGGUUACUGCUAUGCUGAAGGCGUUGGCUGCAGAAAGAACAUGAAGAUGGCUGCCAAAUUCUACCGCGCAGCCGAGGCCAAGGGUGUCAGCAUGGUUGGCAACAGCUGGAUCUACAAAGACAAAUACAUGGACGACGGCUCCUCUGCCUCGGACGCGCGCUCAGUCCGAUCUGGCCGCUCUACCACCAAGGACCACUCUGAGAAGAAAGCUCGCGACAAGAGCAGGACUCGCGCCAUCUUCAGCCGCAAGAAGAGCGUUGGGACUCAGUCUUGA
Messenger RNA from Bipolaris zeicola 26-R-13, 2217 nucleotides. RefSeq lists its product as uncharacterized. The record is from RefSeq and is a predicted model, not a curated record. Gene Ontology annotation, molecular function: protein binding. Lineage: Eukaryota; Fungi; Ascomycota; Dothideomycetes; Pleosporales; Pleosporaceae. The transcript has a single exon. The coding region runs from base 1 to 2217 and encodes 738 amino acids.